AUGGAUUCAUUAAGAAUUUACAUUGUGUCGUACAAUGUUGCCUGUAAACCACCAGAAGAAAAUCUCGAAGAACUUUUGGGUUUUGAAAAAUCAGAAGAAAACCUUCCAGAUUUUUAUAUUGUAGGUCUUCAAGAAGUCAAAGCCCAAUUAUACAAUAUAGUACUCGAUGCCUUGUUAGAUGAUCCAUGGACAAUUGCAUUUAAGCAAUUGAAAUCGAAAAAUUACAUAAAAUUAAAAACUGUUCGACUCCAGGGUUUAAUUUUAAGCAUAUAUUCAAAAAAAAAUCAUUUACUUAACGUGAGAGAUAUAGAAAUGCAAUACAUAAAAACGGGUCUCGGUGGAUUUUGGGGCAAUAAAGGUGGAGUUGCCAUAAGAAUGAACGUUUAUGGAGUUUCCGUAUGUGUCGUAAAUACGCAUUUGACACCACACGAUCAAAAUUUACAAGCCAGAAUAGAUGAUUACAACCAGAUAAUCAAUACUAUGAAUUUUGUUCGUCAAAAAGAAACGACUUCGAUAUUAUUUCACGAUUACGUGUUCUGGUUGGGAGACCACAAUUUUAGAAUAGACGAAGCAAUUAGCCAUGAAGAAAUAUUAGAUAAAAUCAAAGCGAAAAAAUUGGAUUGGUUAAAAAAUGUCGAUCAAUUGACGAGCGUGAGGAGAAACGGUCAAGCAUUUAGCGAAUUGAUAGAAGAACCUUUUAAUUUUCCUCCGACGUAUAAAUAUAUAUUUAAAACAUGCGAAUAUGAUCCCAAACGACGACCUGCUUGGACCGACAGAAUUUUAUACAAAGUAAAUGCAAACGCUUAUGAAAACAUUACUCUAAGCGCGAAUAUGAUAUCUUACAAAAGUUUUCCCAAUUACUUAGUCAGCGAUCAUAAACCUAUUGCCGGUGAAUUUAUUUUUAAAGUUUUCAGCGAUUAUUCCGAUCGUACAAUUGAAUUUAAUCCGGUGAAAACUUGGUACAUAAACGAAGAAAAUAUCGUUCAUUUCACAGCCGAAGAUAUACGAAUCUCAGAUUGGGACUGGAUCGGUGUCUAUAAACAUAAUUUUUGCGCACUCGAUGACUAUGUUUCAUUCGUUUACGUCAACACAGUGUCUACAACCGCAAGCGAAGGAUUAAAUUUAAAUAGCAUGAGAAGAAAAGAAAUCAAAUUUCCCGAUGGAAUGGUUAGAACGGAAGGAAAAUAUUGUUUGAUAUACAUGACGGCGGAUUCUGGUAGCGUUUUAGGAAUCAGUUUACCAUUCGAAGCUAAAUUUAAACCCGGUAAGCAAUUUUACGAAUGCUAA
Pediculus humanus corporis (human body louse) is the source of this 1287-nucleotide messenger RNA. RefSeq names its product Skeletal muscle and kidney-enriched inositol phosphatase, putative. Gene Ontology annotation, cellular component: cytoplasm; ruffle; plasma membrane. The transcript has 6 exons. Gene Ontology annotation, molecular function: phosphatidylinositol-4,5-bisphosphate 5-phosphatase activity. Gene Ontology annotation, biological process: phosphatidylinositol dephosphorylation. The record is from RefSeq and is a predicted model, not a curated record. Lineage: Eukaryota; Metazoa; Arthropoda; Insecta; Psocodea; Pediculidae. The coding region runs from base 1 to 1287 and encodes 428 amino acids.